Patiria miniata (bat star) is the source of this 1801-nucleotide messenger RNA. Its product is annotated as extensin-like. The record is from RefSeq and is a predicted model, not a curated record. The coding region runs from base 49 to 1794 and encodes 581 amino acids. The transcript has a single exon. Lineage: Eukaryota; Metazoa; Echinodermata; Asteroidea; Valvatida; Asterinidae.
CCACCGAAGGCCCACAGUCAAGCACUGGAGUCCCAGAAUCAACCACCAAUGGCACAGAGUCAACCACCGAAGGCCCACAGUCAACCACUGGUGUCACAGAAUCAACCGCCAAUGGCACAGAGUCAACCACCGAAGGCCCACAGUCAACCACUGGAGUCCCAGAAUCAACCACCAAUGGCACAGAGUCAACCACAGAAGGCCCACAGUCAACCACUGGAGUCACAGAGUCAACCACCAAUGGCACAGAGUCAACCACCGAAGGCCCACAGUCAACCACUGGAGUCACAGAGUCAACCACCAAUGGCACAGAGUCAACCACCGAAGGCCCACAGUCAACCACUGGAGUCACAGAAUCAACCACCAAUGGCACAGAGUCAACCACCGAAGGCCCACAGUCAACCCCUGGAGUCACAGAAUCAACCGCCAAUGGCACAGAGUCAACCACCGAAGGCCCACAGUCAACCACUGGAGUCCCAGAAUCAACCACCAAUGGCACAGAGUCAACCACCGAUGGCCCACAGUCAACCACUGGAGUCACAGAGUCAACCACCAAUGGCACAGAGUCAACCACCGAAGGCCCACAGUCAACCACUGGAGUCCCAGAAUCAACCACCAAUGGCACAGAGUCAACCACCGAAGGCCCACAGUCAACCCCUGGAGUCACAGAAUCAACCACCAAUGGCACAGAGUCAACCACCGAAGGCCCACAGUCAACCACUGGAGUCCCAGAAUCAACCACCAAUGGCACAGAGUCAACCACCGAUGGCCCACAGUCAACCACUGGAGUCACAGAGUCAACCACCAAUGGCACAGAGUCAACCACCGAAGGCCCACAGUCAACCACUGAAGGCCCACAGUCAACCCCCGAAGGCCCACAGUCAACCACUGGUGUCACAGAAUCAACCACCAAUGGCACAGAGUCAACCACCGAAGGCCCACAGUCAACCACUGGAGUCCCAGAAUCAACCACCAAUGGCACAGAGUCAACCACAGAAGGCCCACAGUCAACCACUGGAGUCACAGAGUCAACCACCAAUGGCACAGAGUCAACCACCGAUGGCCCACAGUCAACCACUGGAGUCACAGAGUCAACCACCAAUGGCACAGAGUCAACCACCGAAGGCCCACAGUCAACCACUGGAGUCCCAGAAUCAACCACCAAUGGCACAGAGUCAACCACCGAAGGCCCACAGUCAACCCCUGGAGUCCCAGAAUCAACCACCAAUGGCACAGAGUCAACCACCGAAGGCCCACAGUCAACCACUGGAGUCCCAGAAUCAACCACCAAUGGCACAGAGUCAACCACCGAUGGCCCACAGUCAACCACUGGAGUCACAGAGUCAACCACCAAUGGCACAGAGUCAACCACCGAAGGCCCACAGUCAACCACUGAAGGCCCACAGUCAACCCCCGAAGGCCCACAGUCAACCACUGAAGGCCCACAGUCAACCACCGAAGGCCCACAGUCAACCACUGAAGGCCCACAGUCAACCACCGAAGGCCCACAGUCAACCACUGAAGGCCCACAGUCAACCACCGAAGGCCCACAGUCAACCCCCGAAGGCCCACAGUCAACCACCGAAGGCCCACAGUCAACCACCGAAGGCCCACAGUCAACCACCGAAGGCCCACAGUCAACCACUGAAGGCCCACAGUCAACCACCGAAGGCCCACAGUCAACCACCGAAGGCCCACAGUCAACCACUGAAGGCCCACAGUCAACCACUGAAGGCCCACAGUCAACCACCGAAGGCCCACAGUCAACCCCCGAAGGCCCAAGCGAAACUUCCAUGACAACAUU